AUGGAUCGACCACGACGUAAUGUGCCCUCUGGCUUCUCUAGCGUACUACGAUUAAGUCGCACUCCUUUUCCAUCGAUAGCCAGCUACAUUGCAAUCAGUUUCUUCAUAUCGCUCAUAGCUCUAGGGAACAUCGUGAACGUAUUCAAAACACAACCCGAAGUUAGUUUCUUUUCAAGAUACAACCAUGGUUUUUUCUUUUCUCUCAGGUUUACAAACCAGAUAUGGCAUCAAAAAGACAUCACUUUUUUCCUUGGGCUACCCUAUGGCGGAGAACCAAAGUACAAUGAUAUAUGGAGAGUUUCGAUUAAUACCUAUUUUGCUUUUCUCGCUCUCAUAGCAAAGAUUAUAAUCAAGUUGACAUUUAAACAGCUUACCCGUCAAGAAGAAAUCAUUGUCCGUUUGUUUUUCGAUUUCAGUCUCGUCUUUUUAUCAGUGGUGGCUGGUGCUCAUCAUUCCCAUAGAGUGCUACCGUGGUUAGUAUGGUUCGGAAUCAUCGGAUUUUUGACUGUGCUUCACGAUAUCACCUAUCAACGCUUCAAAUUUGUAUGUAACAGACUCUCUUUGUUUUCAUCCAUUGCCAUUAGUCACCUUUUCGGUGGAGUGCGAUUAAUUCAGACCAUAACAUCUUCAUUGCGUUCGUUUCAUGGUCUUCUGCGAUGUUUAUCGUCAUCGGAACGGUUCGGUACCUCUCCAGAUUCCGUACGACAUUUCAAUUAUUGGCUUGAGUUAUCCGUUACCAUUGCUACGGAUGCCAUCCAGCUCGUUUAUUGUGUCAGUCCGCAAUUAAUCUCGUUAAUGAUUUCGAUUGUAAAUACAUUAGCUCGACAUCGAAAACACAAUCAAAUUUUCCUGCAUAUUCAAUCGACGUAUCCCAAUGAGGAGGCCGAAGAGAGAGAUUUGUGUAUAGUGUGCUGGGAAAAAUUGGGACGCUCCCGUCGCCUUCCGUGUGGCCAUCAAUUUCAUGAUUGGUGUUUGAUGUGGUGGUUGGCGCAAGACGGAUCGUGUCCAACCUGUCGCUUCGCAGUUUCAACUCCUGCACCUAAUAGCCAACAACCUCCACCAUCUCCGCAUUCGACUACUACAUUUCGUUUUGAAUUCUCAACAGGAACGCCCGCUCUUAAUCCGUUUCUGAGGCGAGAGGUUCAGCAGGAUGAAUCACAGUUGACUGGAAUGGCUAAUCAGGUUCACGAGAUGUUUCCUCAAGUGCCUCUUGAUGCUGUAAUGGAGGAUUUGCGCAUGAGCGGAUCAUCGCAGGCCACAAUUGAGAAUAUUUUGGAGGGUCGAGCUGGUUUCAUUGCCAGUAUUGUAAGUAGUGAUAGUAGCAGUGAUGACGUUGUCUCAUCGUCUGAUUCCACAAUCACGAAUUCUCCUCCUCAACACUCAGCUUCGGAUAUGUCUGUUGUAAAUCAACAAAUGGACAUGGACAUCUCUCCUUAUCAUGUGGCGAAGAGAGAGAUGAUAGCCAAACACAGAAGGUCAUUAAUUUGUGUUCAUUGUCUUUUUUUCGCAAUGUUUGAGUCGAAACAACUGGUCUUCCCGAGAUAUCAUUCUUCUAUUCUACGAGCUUGA
Messenger RNA from Haemonchus placei, 1569 nucleotides. NCBI's taxonomy places the organism in Eukaryota, Metazoa, Nematoda, Chromadorea, Rhabditida, Trichostrongylidae. The record is from the annotation of a GenBank genome assembly.